UCUAGGAGCGGGGCUGUGGGCGCCAGCGCUGAGGUGACGGUGACCAUGGCGGACCAUGAGGCGGGGGUCGCGCCCAAGCCCCGGCGGGUGCAAGAUGACUCUGAUAGUGGCCUUGGCCUGUGUGGAUGGAUCCUGGUGAUCACUUCCCUCUUCUUCACUGUUAUCACAUUUCCUAUAUCCAUCUGGAUGUGCAUAAAGAUUAUAAAGGAGUACGAGCGAGCCAUCAUAUUCAGACUUGGACGCAUCCUUAAAGGGGGAGCAAAGGGACCAGGCUUGUUUUUUGUCCUGCCCUGCACAGACAGCUUCAUCAAAGUUGAUAUGAGGACCAUCUCUUUCGAUAUUCCUCCCCAAGAGAUCUUGACCAAGGACUCUGUGACAGUGAACGUGGAUGGAGUGGUUUAUUACAGAGUUCAGAACGCCACCCUUGCGGUGGCAAACAUCACAAAUGCUGACUCAGCCACACGUCUUUUAGCACAGACAACUCUGAGGAAUGUUCUGGGGACCAAAAACCUCUCCCAGAUUCUCUCUGAUCGUGAAGAGAUCGCACACAGCAUGCAGGCCACACUUGAUGAGGCAACAGAUGACUGGGGCAUUAAGGUGGAACGUGUGGAGAUCAAGGAUGUGAAAUUACCUAUCCAGCUGCAGAGAGCAAUGGCUGCAGAAGCUGAAGCUGCCCGUGAGGCCAGAGCCAAGGUCAUUGCAGCUGAGGGGGAAAUGAAUGCUUCCAGGGCCCUGAAAGAGGCGUCCAUGGUUAUCACAGAGUCCCCGGCUGCUCUUCAGCUUCGUUACUUGCAGACCUUGACCACCAUUGCUGCAGAAAAGAACUCCACCAUCGUCUUCCCAUUGCCCAUAAACAUGCUGCAGGGCCUCAUAGGUGCCAAUCGCUAGGUAGGGUGGGCUUUUUGCUAUAGCAAAUGUUUGCAGUGCUGAAUUCCAUGUGUAUCAUAGCUUAUGGUGGUGUUACAGUGGAUUUACUGAGGAACCUGUUUUGUUGUAUGAAGUAUGUUAUAAAACUUACAUGUAAUGUUUGUGACUGGACACUCAGACUAUCUGAAAAUGUCUCAAAGCAAAUACAAGCAAAUUGUGAUCUUAAAUAAGCAGGUAUCCAUAUACUCUCUUAACCUGCAAUCUCCCACUUCUGAACAGUAUAUGAAUCCAUUUGUGGUGACAAUCCAGCAUCUAGAGGGAGGACUAUUCCUCUUAACUGAACUUGUCUGUAGCCCUGCAGGGGAAGUGGAACAGCCCUAACUUCUCUUGGAGUGUAGCUGCAUGCAGGAAGUUACCGGAUUGCUGUGGUGUGAAUUGGUCCUUAACACAGGAGAAGUAAUGAAAGUUGGCAUAGGAAAGUACUGGGUACUUCUGAAAAUCAGGCCCAUGCUCUCUAAAAUAGUUCCCCAUUCCCGAGAACUUUCCAUCUCUGAAAUGGAAUAACUAUGCUGUAGUUACGGAUACAACAUACUUGCAGUCCCUGAGGGCUGCUCUGUUGUUACAGUGAUGUGCCUAUGUUGAUUUGUGCUGAAAAAGUCAUUGGGUCUGUCUUAAAGAUGUUUUUUAAAGGCCAAAGUACUGAUUCCUGCUUGUACCUGGGUCUGAAACCUCAGUUCUGUAGGAGGUGGGAUCUCUCUGAUUAGUGGGCUGUGGUGAUGUUUAACUAAAGAUGUUGUACUGUUGAUAUAUCUGUCUAACAAAUUAGCGAUUUCCCUGUUGACGCUGCUUCUGAGCAGACCUGUAGUAUCUGUUGUAACACCAAGGGCUUGUACUUCAAGCCAAAAGCAUGUAAUCUUCAGUUCACAUAGUCUUGAGCAGUAAGUCUGCUAAACUGUAUUCAUGUUGUGUGCCUUGUUAGUAGAUGUAAUUACAGAUUAAAAUGAGAAGAACUAGAGCUGCAAGAGGGAGGAGGGGGCUCUGGGCUGCCACCAUCACUGAGUUUGGCAUCUGGUCUUUGAUUACUGGGAUGUGACAGUGAAAACAAAAAGUCAACCUCAGUGAUAACUAGUGCCCUUCUCACACUGGUCACCACAGAGCUCCUAACUUGGUUUUUUAUCCCCUUUCUGCUGCAGUCUAUUCUGUAUUUACGGGUAUUUAAGGUGCGUUUACCUGUGCCUUGACACUCUGUGCCUUUGUCACUGUUAGGAAAGGGGCUGGAGCUACUUGGUGCUGUUGCUGUUCUGCAAAGGUUUUUCCCUUCCUCUGCACCGCACAAACACUGUACCAGUCUGCAUGUGUGUCAGUGCUUCAGUUAGCGUAAGCUGAGCUCCACUCCUUGCUGGGAUGGGGGGAGAAAGACAAUUAACAAAGCUGUAAUGAUGAAUGUUACCGGGCUCACACGUGCUUGCAGUGGGGAACAAGUAACUGCACAGCUGGAGGCUAAUCCCUGGGGAAGGGCAGUGAUGCCGUAACUCCUGCUGGUGCUGCUGUCACUGGCCACCCCUGUGAAUUGUUGACAACAGGAGCACACUUUUUGCUCCCAUCCUGAAUAAAAACCCGUGCUGUUUA
This is a messenger RNA of Pezoporus flaviventris, 2496 nucleotides long. RefSeq names its product stomatin (gene STOM). Gene Ontology annotation, cellular component: plasma membrane. The record is from RefSeq and is a predicted model, not a curated record. NCBI's taxonomy places the organism in Eukaryota, Metazoa, Chordata, Aves, Psittaciformes, Psittacidae. The coding region runs from base 46 to 888 and encodes 280 amino acids. The transcript is spliced from 7 exons.